This is a messenger RNA of Danaus chrysippus (African queen), 5322 nucleotides long. The record is from the annotation of a GenBank genome assembly. Lineage: Eukaryota; Metazoa; Arthropoda; Insecta; Lepidoptera; Nymphalidae.
AUGGCUGAACAGAGAUGGCAGCGGAGAUGGUUCGUCCUAUAUGACGAUGGGGAGCUGACGUACUCUCUAGACGAACAUCCAGAUACAGUCCCACAAGCCAGCGUGGAUAUGACGACUGUCCUGGAGGUGAGCGAGGCGGACAGCGUGACGGGACACCCCCACAGCAUCGCCAUCACCGCGCCAGAGAGAGUCACCUUCGUGAAAGGCACUUCCAGAGAAGAGGCUAGGUGGUGGACGGACGUACUGAGCGUAUAUCCGAGGAGCAAGGGCCGACACAAACGCAACGCCACGUUUCCCGGAGGUCAGACCGCGAGUUUACUGCAAUCUUCGACAACGAGAAAAUACUCCGCAGACGCGUCGACGUUGCGCGACGCAGCAGACUGCCGGCCGAGGUUCUGUGGCAGCACGACCACGUGGCCAAGGGUCCAGCCGCCGCAGCCAGAGAUACCGAGCCUCGCCGCCCCCACCAACAUCGACACUAAAGUGUAUACAGAUCAGCCGGUGUCGUCCGCGUCUCCGCCCACACGGGAUAAGAUCAACGGCGAGGAGAAGGCUCGCUCCCGACGACGGGACACCUGGCCCGAACCCACCACCUCACCUUCCAACGACGAAGGUCCUGUCUCGUCUCCACUGUUGCAGCAUCACGCUCAAUAUGACGAACAGUUGCGUGAUAUAGCGGCGUCCCUGACCCGCCCGCGUUCACGACGAGCCCUACCGGCCUUGGAGAGACCAACACGACUGCCACCACCUGAUAGAUUACUGGCUCGAGUGAAGGUAGUGAACCGACCGACACAGUGGAAAAUACGGAAGGAGAAGGAGGCCGAGUGGAACUGCCCGCUGAGAGAUUACUGCACGCACGAGCGGGCUGGCUCCAGAGACGAGGGACCGGGGGGCUGGUCGAGACACUGGUUCGUACUCCGAGGAGCGGCCUUGUUGUACUUCAGGGACCCGCACGCUGAACAUAGAGGUCUGAUGGACGGAGUUAUUGAUCUGAGUGGAAUAUCAAGAGUGGUGGAACUGCCGUCCUCUACAACUACAAAUGGAUUUGCUUUUGAAACUGAGACAUGGGAUGGCAAACACAUAGUCUUAUCAGCCGUCACAGCUGGUAUCAGAGCCAAUUGGGUCUCGGCUAUGCGAAGGACGGCCGGUCUACCGGAUACUGGAUCACUGUCUCUUAUUUUAAGAGAGGACUCUGUAGAUCAAGCUUCUGAGUCGUCAACCUCUCCUAUAACACCCAUCACACCGAACACUGCGAAGUCAGGACCAUUUUCAUCGGAUGAAGAAUACAGAACGGCAUCUGAAGGUGGUCGACGGGAUAGCGCAGAUUGGGGAGACUUGACCCUACAACCGCCACCAUCACCUAUUCUUAACCGCACGCCUAUCUCUAAAGUGAAAGAAAAAGUACGAGCACGUGGCUGUCAACAAACCACACCCAAAACAGAAACAAAACUUGAUAAAGAUGAAAUCGAUGCUACCAAAGAAAAAGAUCAGAAAAUAAUAACCGAAGUUGACGAAAACGAUAAACCAAAUGAACCAAGGAAACGAAGUUACGUUUCAACGAUAGAUAAACAAAUAAUUGAAAUCGAGGAUCUACGAAACCAGCUCAAACAAGCACUGAACGAUGUUAAUACAGCCGAGUCAGAACUGGCGAGACUACGAAAACUGAAAUCUGAAGCUGCUUUAAAAGAAAAGAAAAUGGAAGAACUUGUAAUAACACUACAACAAAAAGAAGAAGAACUGGCUGCUAGAACGAAGGAAGCAGAGAGUUUGCAUACAAUAAAGCAACUAUAUAAUGAACAUAACAAUAUGUGGGAAAAGAAACUGACAGAAACACAAAACUUUUUAAAAGAAUCCAACGAUCACUGCGAAAACUUGACACAGCAGUUAUCGACGGCCCAUGACACUAUAAAGCAACUACAGAGAGAAUUAAAUGAGCUUAAUGAUAAGCUAAUGAGAAGUGUCAAAGAUAACGAUAAGUUAUAUGCAAGGAUACGAGAACUCGAACAUAAGGUUAUAAACGAGUCACCCACAAAAGAAAAGAGGAAAAGCAUUGGCUCACUUAGUGAUCUUAGCAACAUUAAUAAAGAUUUGAAUCUCGAGUCUUUAGAGAAAAAUAGACUGAUACAAGAGUAUAUAGAGUUAAGGGACAGGUUUUUAAAGGCUAUAGAGGAAAUUAAGGCCAUGAAGAAAGAGCUUCGCGAAUCCCAUAACAUGUAUGAUGAACUAGAAAUUACUAACAUGAAGCUGAGAAACGAAAUGAAAUUGAGAGAACAAUGUAUCAGAUCAGAAAUGGAUUUAAUGGCUACACGUAUUUUAGAUUUAACACAGAAACUUACAGCUUCAGAUAAACAAGUGCGAACUUUGAAACAUAAAAUACAGAAAACGGAAUCCAGAGAAAAGAGGCGCAGUUUGUCAUUGAAGGGCAGAGAAUCAUUUACGUUAGGAAAAGAAUUAGAAGAAAAAUUGACAGAACUUGAAAAUAAGAUUGCAUCUCUAGAAAACGGCGAAUCCGUGCCUACGAUCAAUUCACCUUCUAAAAGUGCUUCUCCUGCCAAGGAAAAAGUGUCCAAAACCGAUAGUACCAACGACGAGAAACGAAUGAAAAGAUUAGCUGCUAGACUGAGACGGAAGUCAUUAGACAGCGCUACGAGUUCGGAGCCCAUGAAAAUGCUAGUCCGCUUGAGUUCGCUUGAAACCAAAGUUGCAACUGCUAUAGAAAAUCGCCGAGAUUUAACAAAUUCCUGUGAAUCUCUAAGUCCCAUGGCAAGAUCCCCGGAAGGUACAAAUAAUAGCGAAAGCUUAGAAAGCUGUACAAUUGGGACACAAUCACAGAGGCAUCUCUUGGAUAGGCUUCAAACUCUUGAAAAUAUUAUCAUACAUUCACGAAGCAAAAUUAAUGACUGUCUUAGUCAAAUGAGCGCAAUGCGAGCGGCUAAGUCUAGACGAUCUCCAUCACCGAGCGUUGAGAAGAAAUAUAGUAUAAAAUCUAUGGAAAAGUGUUUAAUGGAUGUCAGCAAAAGACUACAGGAAUGCUUUGAUAAGUGUGUUAUAGACCCUUCAGAACAAGGAACUGAGGACAUUAACGACAGCGUUGCUCAGGUAGUAGUACAGCUAGAAGAACAACUGAGGUCUAAACUUCUAGAAAUAUCUAAAAAGAAAGCAGCUCUUUAUGAAGCUGGAGAAUUAACGCAAAGAAAGAGUUUAGAAAUUUUGGCAGAGAAGUUGGCAUAUGAGGCGGUUCUGAUCGGACGAAUACAAGAGGCCCUCGAGUCGUCUAACGGAAGCAGAUUCUUUGCUAGACUAAUAAAGUCUGAAAUAAUCGAAACUAGUCAAUUGAUCGAUAACCUUAAGAAUAAAAUAAACGGAGAGAAAACCACAUCCGCCACAAAGAGCUCCCUUGAUUAUCUGGCGAGAAUACUUUCACGUAAGAUCGAUGUGAUGUCUAACAAUAGAGAAGAAGACGAUCCGAGUAAAUCAGAAGUGAUUAUACAGAGCGCAGACCUUGAUGCCUUGAAAACUUCCCAGAAAGAGGUCGCGGAAGCUGUUGACAAAUACAAGACCGAGAAGCUGGGUGAACUGUGUUCUGCGCUCGCUAACGAAACACUACACUACGCGGCCGUUGGAGACGAGCCCGAGCGACAACGAGCCGGACUUGAAGCGGCUCGGGUUCGGGAGGCGUGGGCGGCAGCACGAGACGCCCUCGGAGCUGAACUGGUACAAGCUGAGGUGGCGCGUGCGCUGGGACGAGCGGCGCAGCUCUGCGAGAGACGGCUGCACGAGUCCAGGAACGCGCGACUCACACUUACAGCGCAACACCGGGCCGACUUGGAGCUGUGGUGGCAGGCAGCUCACGACCACCUGCGCUGCGAGAUGGACGCCGCCGUGCGAGAUAUAGCUGCGCGCUACCGCGAGUGCCUCGCCGCUGACCGGCGCCGCGAGGGCUCCCCGGGACUCGACAGCCGCGCGCUGCUGCAGCAGCUGGCCGACGUCCUCGCUCAGAAGGCUCUCGUGGACGCCCGCGUCGCCGUCCUCGAAGGCACCUACCGCGCCUCCGAACCGUUCGACGCCGGUCGCCGUUCCGAGGACGCCAUCUCCUCGUUGGAGACCGAUCCCGCCACGGAGGCCGAGUUCGUCUACCUGUUCCGGCACUUCUCGACCGAGUGCCGGGCGCUCUUCUCCAGUGACUGUUCGGGCAACAGUGAAGACUCGAUGAAGAUCGGCGAGAGCCUCGAGCGCGCGGAGGCGGCGGUGGCGGCGGCGCAUCGCCGGCUGGCGGGGGAACUGGCCGACCAGCGGGCGGCGGAGGACGAGGACGCGCCGGGCGGCGGGCUGGUGCAGCGGCUUGUUGCCUUGAGGCGACGUGUGGACGCGCUGCAGUGUCCGCAGUGUGCUCGACUACAGGAGGCUCUGGAGCGACUCUCUGCCGAACGUGCACGCAGUGAAUGUGCUCUGGCGCAGCAAGCUGCCGCACUAGCAGCAGCUCGCCGCGCUCGGGCCCAGCUACAGGCUCAACAUGAAAGAGAACGCUCCGGACUGCGAGAACGAGCCCGCACACUACAGCGACGACUGGCCGCGCUCGACUCAGAGUACUCAGCCCAGCUGGAGAGCCUCCGAGCGGCGUAUCAGCAAACAACGCAGAGCGCGGUGUCGACGGACGCGCACGGGGACGGGCUGAGGGCGCGCUACCAACAAGAGAUCGAGCAGCUGAGGGCGCUGUGCGAGAAGGGACUCAUGGCUAUGGAGAGCAGUCACCGCCGCAUCGUGAGGGAGAUGGAAGACAAGCACCGCGCGGAAAGAGAUCAGCUCAGGUUGGAGAAAGAGCAAGCGUUGGCGGAAGAGACUCGCGCCACGUUAGCCGCGCUGGACGCCAUGCGGAAGGCACACGAGAGCGAAGUCCGCCGCGAGGUCGACAAGUUCAAGGCGGAGUUCCUCGCACGAGGCGCUCCCGACCUGGGACAGCUCAGCUCGAGGCACCAACAGGAGAUGGAGGAAAUAAAACGCGAGAUCCUGUCUCUGUCUGAGAAGUACUCUGUGAAGUGUGUGGAGUCCGCGGCGUUGGAGGAGCGGCUCGCGACCACCGCGGCCCAGCUCGCACACGCGCACCAACACAUCAUGCAACUGGACGCGCGCAACAAACAACUUCGAGCCCACAUCAUGUCGGAGGCGAACAAUGAGCUGAAGAACUCUGAGGCGUCCACACUCGCGCAGCUGUUAGAGGACGCUCCGUCGAAGUCACCUCGACCGAGUCCUCUGUCUUCGGGCGGAGUGUUCAGCAGCUCGGACAGCGCCAGGAACAUGACGCUGUCACCGGUGCAGAACUAA